Molecule: messenger RNA, 1005 nt
Organism: Cyprinodon variegatus (sheepshead minnow)
Lineage: Eukaryota; Metazoa; Chordata; Actinopteri; Cyprinodontiformes; Cyprinodontidae
Product: retinol dehydrogenase 8-like
Exons: 6
Coding region: 1-954 (317 amino acids)
Biological process (GO): estrogen biosynthetic process
Cellular component (GO): cytoplasm
Molecular function (GO): estradiol 17-beta-dehydrogenase [NAD(P)+] activity
Source: RefSeq, a predicted model, not a curated record
AUGACCCAGAAGGUGGUUCUGAUCACCGGCUGUUCCUCAGGGAUCGGCCUCGCGCUGGCGACCCGGAUCGCAAAAGACGAGAAGAAGAGGUUUAUGGUCUACGCCACCAUGAGAAACCUGGCUAAGGUCGAGCCGCUGGUUGAGGCGGCCGGCCGGACGCUGGGCAGGACGAUGGAGAUCAAGCAGCUGGAUGUGUGCAGCGAGGAAUCCAUCAAAGCUUGCGUGGACAGCCUACCAGAGCGCAGGGUGGACAUCCUCAUCAGUAAUGCUGGGAUGGGGCUGAUCGGACCCAUCGAGUGUCAGUCCAUCGAUGAGAUGAAGACGGUCAUGGACACCAACUUCUUCGGUCUAGUGCGACUGCUGAAGGAAAUCCUGCCUGACAUGAAAAAGAGGAAAAAAGGCCACAUUGUGGUAAUCAGCAGUGUGAUGGGCAUUCAAGGAAUCUUAUUCAACGAUGUCUACGCAGCAUCCAAGUUUGCUGUGGAAGGCUUUUGUGAAAGUUUGGCAGUUCAAGCCCUGAGGUUCAAUCUAAACAUCAGCCUGAUAGAACCAGGUCCAGUGAUCACAGAGUUUGAGCGUAAGGUUUACGAAGAAGGCAUGAAGACGGACCUCAGCAAAGCCGAUAAAAUCACUGCCGACAUGUUCACAAACAUCUACCUGAAGAACUACAACCAGAUCUUUGAAACCCUCGGUCAGACAGCAGAGGAUGUAGCAGAGCACACCCACAAAAUCAUCACCAUGGACAAUCCUCCUUUCCGCCAUCAGACAAACACCCUCUACACCCCCAUGACCACGCUAAAGUAUGCCGACCCCAAUGGAGACCUUCCCAUCGACACGUUUUACAAAAUGGUGUUUGAACACGACAAAGUCUUCAACGCCAGCCUGAAUUUCCUCAAGCUGCUGCGCUGGAGAAGCCGCAAGAGUUUUACCUUAGAAAAAGAUAAGAGCAGCUGAGAGGAUUUAGCAUCCAUACGUCCUGCUCUGUGUCUGUGUGUGAGGAAUAUA